Xenopus tropicalis (tropical clawed frog) is the source of this 1482-nucleotide messenger RNA. RefSeq names its product nodal homolog 1 (gene nodal1). Gene Ontology annotation, cellular component: extracellular region. The record is from RefSeq and is marked provisional. Gene Ontology annotation, molecular function: growth factor activity. Gene Ontology annotation, biological process: gastrulation; tissue morphogenesis; animal gross anatomical part developmental process. Lineage: Eukaryota; Metazoa; Chordata; Amphibia; Anura; Pipidae.
CUCCCCGCAAGAGAGAGAACAGCAGCACAAGGAUGGCAUUUCUGACAGCAGUCCUGUGCUUUGGUUUUGCCUGCAUGGUGCAAGGGGUGCCCUCCUGGCUAGAGAGCAGAAUUCCUCUCUUAGGAUCCAGUGUGGCAUCAAAGCACCCGAGUCUACUGGAUGGAAACAGACAUCAUAGAGAUUUGAAAUACCCUUUUUAUAUGAUGCAGCUGUACCAGAACCUUGUCAUGGCAAACGAUACAGGGCUUGCCCGUGGGCACAACACUGCCACUAAGGAAUACGACACUGUUCUGAGUCUCUUUGCAAAAAGGUGCACGGAAAGUGAGAAACGUUGGACGCUGUCCUUUGACAUGUCAGCUGUCUCCAAGAGCAGUGAGCUGAAGUUGGCAGAACUAAGGAUUCAGCUUCCACACAUUGAAAUGUCACACAAUGUGACCGUGGAUGUGUACCACACUAGAGAUGGGGAAGAGAAUCUCUAUCUGGGAUCAUUUGAGGCAAACCCUUUCUCUACCAAAGGCUCACCAUGGAAAGUCUUUAACGUAACUAGGAUUCUGCAGCAUUAUUUCAAGGAAGGGCAGGAUAUUAAAAGUGAAUACCUAAGAACAAAGGACAGGGCAGAGAGAGGCUCGGGUAUGAGCAGUGCAGAGUUCCUAGAUUCCCCGGGAGAUUCCCCACAGUAUAAUCCCCAUCAUACCCCUCUGCGUAGAUAUCUUUCUACAGAGGGAGUCAUGCUUGUGUUGUUUACCAAAGUCAAGCCCUCUGUCAACCACAUUGGCUUUCCCAGCCUCAUCAAGACAGCGGAGUCAUCCAAAUAUGUUGACAUGGAGAAAGCUAGCAGGAUGCCUGGUAUUAGGAGACACAGGCGGAACAAGAAUGAGAAGCAUCACUUAUCCAUGGGAAGCAUCCCAUCCAGACAUGUUGAUAAUGGGAAACCUCUCUGUCGAAGAGUGGACAUGAUUGUGAACUUUGAAGACAUCGGAUGGGGCAACUGGAUUGUCUAUCCAAAAAAGUACAACGCUUACAGGUGCGAGGGAGCGUGUCCAAUUCCACUCAACGAGACCUUCAAACCAACAAACCACGCCUACAUGAAAAGUGUGGUCAAGUUGUACCAGCCCGAAAAAGUGGAGUGUCCAUUGUGCGUCCCGAUAAAGAUGAGCCCUCUCUCAAUGUUGUAUUAUGAGGGCGACGAGGUUGUUUUAAGGCACCACCAAGAGAUGAUUGUAGAGGAGUGUGGGUGCAGUUAAAUAUGUUUCCUAGCCUACACAGUAACUGUUGUCAUUUAUAUCCAUCCCUUCUGUAUGAAAAGUGUGUAAAUAUCAUGUAGAUAUGUAAAUAGUGGAGAUGUAUAUUUUGUAUUUAUUAAUGGUAGUAAUAAGCAAUUAUUUGUGUCAAAUUAAAGAUAUGCGGGUUUAAACAUUUGUAUUAUUUUUGCUAUUUUGAUAAGUUAUGCUUUGGUUCUGUUGCAAUAAACUAUAAAACUUA